This is a messenger RNA of Trichoderma asperellum CBS 433.97, 300 nucleotides long. RefSeq lists its product as uncharacterized. The record is from RefSeq and is a predicted model, not a curated record. NCBI's taxonomy places the organism in Eukaryota, Fungi, Ascomycota, Sordariomycetes, Hypocreales, Hypocreaceae.
AUGGCAUCAAAAAUUCCUUUAACCAAGCAACAAAAGUGGAGGGGCGGCGUCUGGGCCGUGGCCUUUGCCGCUGUCAUCAUGGUCGGAACACUGACCGGCGCCCAGCUCAAGUCGGACAAGCAAAAAGAAGAAGCAAUCCGGGAAUUUCGCGAGAUUACUCCCUCGGAGCAAAUUGCCAUGCUCGAGAGGCAGCGAUCUACCCUCGUAGAGCAGCAAACAGCUCUGCAGAGGAAGCUGGACGUGUUCAAGGAGCGCGCCCAGGAGAGGCAGCAAGAGAAAGAGAAUGCUAAGAAGGCCUAG